AUGCACUCCCGCCCUCUACGAUACCCAAUCGCCCAGCAGAUCACGAACCACCCACUCGGCCCGCCCACUGUAAAUAAGUCACCUGAACUAGUUCGCGAGCUUCCCUCGGCGUCCCAAGCUACACCUUGGGGACAGCCGGAUUGGAGCCAAACCUCUGACAGGCAGAGGAUUCGGACAGUAGAAAAGGCGGCGGCAGCCAGAAUCUUCCUAGAGAUAUACUUUGAGGAAGCCCUGAGUAAUCGUCCGACACCUCGCGAACAACGCCUUGCCGAACACCAACGCAACAUGGACCGACACGGAAGUUACCUCAGCCCGAUCGACAGAGAAUUUUACUGGAGGCACGUCUUUGCAAUGGAGACCAAUUUCCUCCGCGAGCAAAGAAACGCCAAGACCCACAGCUGCAGAAUUGCGAUCGUGCCUCUGAUAUCCAGUUUCCAAGAUCCAGCCAAUCUCUACCUCCUAAUGGAUUACAUGCCCGGAGGUGACUUCCUUGGUCUGCUGAUUCGCGAAAACAUCUUGACCGAGUCAAGGACUCGGUUCUAUAUCGCCGAAAUGAUACUCUGCGUGGAAGAAGCCCACAGACUCGGAUGCAUUCACCGAGACGUUAAACCAGACAAUUUCCUCAUCGGUGCUGAUGGCCACUUGAAGAUUUCGGAUUUUGGACUGGCUUUUGACGACCAUUGGUCCCAUGACACCUCUUACUAUAAAUGGCAGCGACAGUCGAUCCUCACCCUGACAGAUGUUACGUUAGACGGAGAUCGCGAAGAUCAAAAAGUUGCCCGUAAUGGUGGACAGGCGACGCGACGAUCGUCUCGGGAGGGGUCAUCAAAGCACUAUCCUCCGUCAGAACUGCUCCAAACCAAGUUUAAUGGACUUGAAAGCCCGUUCAGUGUUGUCAAAACAAACGCAGACGAAAUUGUGAAAGUCGACAAGCUGCUUGGCUGGCGAACCGCAGAGACGCGCCGAUCCUUCGCCCGCUCAGUCGUUGGUACAAGCCAGUACAUGGCUCCAGAAGUAGUGAUGGGAGAGAAAUAUGAUGAGAAGGGUCGUCACUAUACCAAACAGAACAUCCUCGAAUUUCGAAAAAGAUUGGUCUUUCCUGUCGAUGGGCCUCCGGUCUCGAGACUGUGCCGGCAUUUAAUCAAAGACUUGCUUCGUGAUAAGGAGGGUCGUCUCUCGUCACCCGAGUAUCGAACCCAAGAUGCUCGACGAACUUGGGAAAAGCUUCAGGGAUACCAGAAUGGACCACGGCAAUAUGUUUUCAACAACGAUGCGUCUGAAAUCAAGGCGCACCCGUGGUUUCGAGGAGUUCCAUGGGAAGCAAUACGUUCCAGUCGACCGGAGUGGGUCCCACACAUUCAAAGCCACGCCGACUCUCACUAUUUCGAAGAAGACGAGCCGAUCAGCGACUGGUCUGAUUCAUUGGAUUACGAAAUCGGGGAAGGGUCGGAGAGCCUGAACGAACUCCAUCUCAGGUUUGUGCAGUACGAUUUUGAAAGCAACGUGAAGAGUCUAGCGACUGAGUUUAUCUCCAAACCUUACGACUCGUCAAAAUUGAAACGGUUUGAUCUCGAUAUUGAUGACCAUGCGUUUCUAGAAGACACCGAAAAGACCUUUUUGAAAUGGUACGUCAGAAGAGUCGGGCGAAAAGAAUGCAAGCGUCCGAGAGACAAAUUGCUCCGGGAUCCUUGGAUAAAGGACGAAGUCCUUCAGAUGAGAAAGCAGACGGCCUUUCUGGGAUAUUCAUGGCGACGCAGAGACCUGGUCAAUCGUCGGGCUGUGGAACCAGUCUACCCUGCAAACCCUUGA
Colletotrichum orchidophilum is the source of this 1809-nucleotide messenger RNA. RefSeq lists its product as uncharacterized. NCBI's taxonomy places the organism in Eukaryota, Fungi, Ascomycota, Sordariomycetes, Glomerellales, Glomerellaceae. The transcript has 4 exons. Gene Ontology annotation, biological process: intracellular signal transduction; peptidyl-serine phosphorylation. The record is from RefSeq and is a predicted model, not a curated record. The coding region runs from base 1 to 1809 and encodes 602 amino acids. Gene Ontology annotation, molecular function: protein serine/threonine kinase activity; ATP binding.